CUCUCCAAGAGGUGGCAGGCCACUGCCCAAUGCUGAAGUCACUGUUUAACGAAGGUGGAGCCUGCCUUUACCUGGUACACCCAUAUAAGGAAAAGCCUGAGGUCAGGAGCAAGCAGACACCAGCACUGCUCUUUCUCCAAGACGGCCGGCCAUGCUCUCCUCCUCUGCCAGUCUCCUCCACCACUCUCUAACCUGAGAGCCUGUGGAACCUGCCCGUCUCCCCUCCUCCAUCAGACACACCUGCCUAGGAAACAGGAAAGGACCUCGGAAGUCUUCUAAGGAGAGUCAUGGCCUAUUACCAGGAGCCUUCAGUGGAGACCUCCAUCAUCAAGUUCAAAGACCAGGACUUUACCACCUUGCGGGAUCACUGCCUGAGCAUGGGCCGGACGUUUAAGGAUGAGACAUUCCCUGCAGCAGAUUCUUCCAUAGGCCAGAAGCUGCUCCAGGAAAAACGCCUCUCCAAUGUGAUAUGGAAGCGGCCACAGGAUCUACCAGGGGGUCCUCCUCACUUCAUCCUUGAUGAUAUAAGCAGAUUUGACAUCCAACAAGGAGGCGCAGCUGACUGCUGGUUCCUGGCAGCACUGGGCUCCUUGACUCAGAACCCACAGUACAGGCAGAAGAUCCUGAUGGUCCAAAGCUUUUCACACCAGUAUGCUGGCAUUUUCCAUUUCCGGUUCUGGCAAUGUGGCCAGUGGGUGGAAGUGGUGAUUGAUGACCGCCUACCUGUCCAGGGAGAUAAAUGCCUCUUUGUGCGUCCUCGCCACCAAAACCAAGAGUUCUGGCCCUGCCUGCUGGAGAAGGCCUAUGCCAAGCUGCUUGGAUCCUAUUCCGAUCUGCACUAUGGCUUCCUCGAGGAUGCCCUGGUGGACCUCACAGGAGGCGUGAUCACCAACAUCCAUCUGCACUCUUCCCCUGUGGACCUGGUGAAGGCAGUGAAGACAGCGACCAAGGCAGGCUCCCUGAUAACCUGUGCCACUCCAAGCGGGCCAACAGAUACAGCACAGGCGAUGGAGAAUGGGCUGGUGAGUCUGCACGCCUACACUGUGACCGGGGCUGAGCAGAUUCAAUACAGAAGGGGCUGGGAAGAAAUUAUCUCCCUGUGGAACCCCUGGGGCUGGGGCGAGACCGAAUGGAGAGGGCGCUGGAGUGAUGGGUCUCAGGAGUGGGAGGAAACCUGUGAUCCGCGGAAAAGCCAGCUACAUAAGAAACGGGAAGAUGGCGAGUUUUGGAUGUCAUGUCAAGAUUUCCAACAGAAAUUCAUCGCCAUGUUUAUAUGUAGCGAAAUUCCAAUUACCCUGGACCAUGGAAACACACUCCACGAAGGAUGGUCCCAAAUAAUGUUUAGGAAGCAAGUGAUUCUAGGAAACACUGCAGGAGGACCUCAGAAUGAUGCUCAAUUCAACUUCUCUGUGCAAGAGCCAAUGGAAGGCACCAAUGUUGUCGUGUGCGUCACAGUUGCUGUCACACCAUCAAAUUUGAAAGCAGAAGAUGCAAAAUUUCCACUCGAUUUCCAAGUGAUUCUGGCUGGCUCACAGCAGUUCCGGGAGAAAUUUCCACCCGUGUUUUUUUCCUCGUUCAGAAACACUGUCCAAAGCUCAAAUAAUAAAUUCCGCCGCAACUUCACCAUGACUUACCAUCUGAGCCCUGGGAACUAUGUUGUGGUUGCACAGACACGGAGAAAAUCAGUGGAGUUCUUGCUCCGAAUCUUCCUGAAAAUGCCAGACAGUGACAGGCACCUGAGCAGCCAUUUCAACCUCAGAAUGAAGGGAAGCCCUUCAGAACAUGGCUCCCAACAAAGCAUUUUCAACAGAUAUGCUCAGCAGAGGCUGGACAUUGAUGCCACCCAGCUUCAGGGCCUUCUCAACCAGGAGCUUCUAACAGGACCUCCAGGGGACACGUUCUCCUUAGAUGAGUGCCGCAGCUUGGUGGCUCUGAUGGAACUGAAAGUGAAUGGGCGGCUGGACCAAGAGGAGUUUGCGCGACUGUGGAAGCGCCUUGUUCACUACCAGCAUGUUUUCCAGAAGGUUCAGACAAGCCCUGGAGUCCUCCUGAGCUCGGACUUGUGGAAGGCCAUAGAGAAUACAGACUUCCUCAGAGGGAUCUUCAUCAGCCGUGAGCUGCUGCAUCUGGUGACCCUCAGGUACAGCGAUAGCGUCGGCAGGGUCAGCUUCCCCAGCCUGGUCUGCUUCCUGACGCGGCUUGAAGCCAUGGCAAAGACCUUCCGCAACCUCUCUAAGGAUGGAAAAGGACUCUACCUGACAGAAAUGGAGUGGAUGAGCCUGGUCAUGUACAACUGAAGCAAAGAGGAAAGCAGACCCACGGCUCAGGACAAGCUCCCAGUGAUCACUCAAGAAUCUGGCUCUCAUUCUAAGAGGCUGUGCUGCCCAGUAUGGUUGUGAUAAAUCUAAACCAGCCCUGCAUGAAACAGAGUCCAAGCUGUCUCCCAACAGCCUGGGUUCGGUCCUUGGCUGGCCCAGGCCCAGUUAAGCCUGUGGCCACCAAGCAGCUCAUCUGAGCACUUUGGGAUGUACUCAGCCUACGUUGCCCUGGAAAAGGAAGCAGGAGAUGUCUCCCUGUGGGAAAGGAGAAGAGAAGUUGUCUCUGAGUCCCCUGUCACCAGUUGGAUUCAUUUCUUGGAAGAGCUAGAAUGAGCCAGUUUGACCACCCUCGGGUGCUGUGGGUGACACAGGAGCUGUCCACUGGGUGUUUGCAGAAUAAUUACACUAUCUUAUGUCUGAAUCCUGAUGAUUUCACAGCUAAAUGGCAAAAAUAAAACAUGUUUCCCAUAAAGGUCUCUCAUUCAUAUUCUGUCUUAAAAAUACAUUUGGGGAAGAGGAAAAGUACCCAGCAAGGCAGACGCUUCCCUCACUCUCUCCUCAUCCAUGGUGCGGUCACUGGGUGUCUCAAAAAGGUGAGGCCCACAGAGGAUGGAAGAGAUUCCACAGCAUAACUGGGCCAGAUCCCACUCAGAAGAAUUUGCAGUUGGAAAGCUCAUUUCUGGAUGCAUCAACCCAGUAGGGGAAUCGUUGCAAAUGGGUGUGUCAAAAGGACAGGAAGGUGGGAAGCUUGCUGAGUGUGACUUUCUGAGUGGCACGGUCAGAGGACAGGAUGGUGUGGACAGGGCUGCAUCAUCACACACACACCCAUGCCAGGAGCAAGGGCAGUGCUCGGCAGUGAUGGCAUGCUGUAUACAAGUACCAAACGGGCCCAAGUGACCUCAUCCACAGGGACUGUUGUAAAGCCUCCACAGUCACUUCAAGUAGAAUAGCUACCUGCCUAAGGAGUUGAACCCCUCUUGCUAAUGCUUUUGAAUAGCGAGAGGGUCAGACACACAGCAAAGUUUGGGACAGGUCACUUUGCCUCCCAGUCCCCUGCUUGGUUUGCCAGGAUAGAUGCCCAUCUUUGUGAGCAUGGACUUUGGAGUUAAAGCUAAUAUCUAAAGAUCCUGAAUCCUAGGCUGUCAGACUGCCCUGUUGCAUAAGAUUUUCUCCAUGCAAAAAAACUGGGGCUGGCAGGUCAACAGAGACUCUGAUAAGUGGGAAAAUCCAUAAGAAUGAAUAAGCCAUUUCCUGCAGGAUUCAAAGAUGACCUUCACCCAGGCAUCCAGGUAGAAAGUCCAGCCCACCUGCACAAUUUGCUGCCACAACCACAUGUCAUUCCAAGCUCCUUUUGGGCCUGCUUGCACCCUGGAGGACAAGCAAAAAUGGAUGAUUCUGCAGGCCUAGGGUCAGUGGUGAACAGCCCCAGAGGUCUGCACAGGCUGGACUGGUGUUCUCAGGAUACAGGGCAAUUUCCUCCCUCACAGGGCUUUGCUCAGG
Molecule: messenger RNA, 3818 nt
Organism: Pan troglodytes (chimpanzee)
Lineage: Eukaryota; Metazoa; Chordata; Mammalia; Primates; Hominidae
Gene: CAPN13
Product: calpain 13
Exons: 23
Coding region: 288-2297 (669 amino acids)
Biological process (GO): proteolysis
Cellular component (GO): cytoplasm
Molecular function (GO): calcium-dependent cysteine-type endopeptidase activity
Source: RefSeq, a predicted model, not a curated record